AUGGAAAUGCUUCAAGACGAUGACUGGGAACUGGAUAUAGCUUUUUCUGAUGCAAAAGUAUUUCAACGUAAAGGAGUUUAUACGAUGGAACCUGACAAAGAGUUGAGUAUUGCUUGUGAAAGAUACAGAUACCAAAUGUAUGCACAAGAAUAUCUGGAUGAUGAUGAAAGUGAAACAAGCAGUAGCAUACUUUCGACAAACACUUACUCUGUAGCCACGGAUAAUAUAUCAGUGAUCCAGGGUUUAGAUGACUUUAUGUAUGCUGACCAACAAUCAAUGACGGGCGUAGUCCAAAGGCUGGGUAACAGGUCAAGACAUAUACAAGACUAUAAUGACUGGGACGAAGAUGUCGAGAUUGUACCUUCGAAAAUGAAAGGGUUUAGGGACCGUGUCUAUGAUCCUCAGCUUGUAGUUGAGCCAACACCUGAUCAAGGCUCAACAACUAGUUCCUUUAACCAGAGUAACAGCAACAUUUAUCUAUGUGAACCAGAAUCAGAUCAUGAUGAACUCAGUGGGCUUGAUUUUCCUCCUGACAUGGCGCUGCUCCCAAAAAAGUUGAAUGAAAAGAAAAAGGGUAUUGAAGUGUACCAAUGUCAGCAAGAAACCACUCAGCAACCCAAAUCAAAGAUCCUGGCCUCAGUUGAACGUGAACGUGAUGAUGAUGACUUUUGUAAUGGAUUGAAUAUCAAAGACUUUCAUCUUGGUAAACAAAAAAAGACUCUGGCUUCACAUCCCAUGGCCAGACAGAAGCCAAUACAUCAGUCUCGAAUCCCUCAGUUGAAGCCAUUGCAGCUUCAUCAACCUGAACAACCGCUUCAGAAAUUACCCAUAGAAAGGUAUCGAUAUGCUCUUGGUACAGCUGCUUCUCGCAGGCGAGAGGCAGAAACACGCGCUCAAUCUCAAAAACUGAAGCCAAAACAAAAAGUGGAACUGCCCAUGGUUGAAAAGAGAAGCGCCAAUGGUGUCCUUUUAUUGUCCAAACCCAAAUCUAGCAAGGCAUAUGGAUAUUGCUUUCAACUGGAUGAACUUGAUAACCUAAACACUUUAAAGAGCAAAAAGAAGUACGUUUUACCUGCAAAGCAUCCCAAGGGUGAAAAUGAGAUGGACCCUGAGCGUCCUUGGCGAAAAAACAUGAUAAAAACGAAUCAAAGCAAAAUUAAGCUAAUAAAGCCUAAUGAUCAAGAUAUAAAAAAGGAAUGCAACGGCAUGACUUUUGAUGAAAAGAGUCAAAGUUGGCAAGGCAACGAAAAGGCAUUAUUAGCAUUUCAAGACAAGACAAGUAUUCGUCGACCCAUGUUGAUCUCCAACCGCCAACAGACAAGUAAAUAUACUUCAGUGAUUGUAAACAAUAUGAUCUUUGAUACCGAAAAGCUACAAUGGGUAUCAGCAUUUGGACCAGAAGCUGAACAUAAUGAGUUGGAUGAAAUUGAAGAUCUAAAGGAAGAUACUGUCUAUCGCGUUGGUAAAAAGAAUAAUCAAGAGUUCAAGUUGUCAGUUGAAACAAAGAGAGAAAUGAUGUUUGAUCAAGAAAGACAUGAGAGUUGGAUGAAGCAUUGGCCAUUGUAA
This is a messenger RNA of Rhizopus microsporus ATCC 52813, 1566 nucleotides long. RefSeq lists its product as uncharacterized. Gene Ontology annotation, molecular function: GTPase activator activity. The record is from RefSeq and is a predicted model, not a curated record. Gene Ontology annotation, biological process: regulation of Ras protein signal transduction; mitotic spindle orientation checkpoint signaling. The transcript has 3 exons. The coding region runs from base 1 to 1566 and encodes 521 amino acids. Gene Ontology annotation, cellular component: mitotic spindle pole body; SIN/MEN two-component GAP complex. NCBI's taxonomy places the organism in Eukaryota, Fungi, Mucoromycota, Mucoromycetes, Mucorales, Rhizopodaceae.